GGAAUAAUCGGAAGCAUUCCGCGGUUUUCCCCUUUGGCUGCCUAGCUGAAUCCGACGACGACGCUACCACUCUCCUUCCUCCCCUUCCUUCACCGCGUCUCCUCCCAGACAAAAUCCCAUCCGGAAUCAACUUCUCUCCCUCCGAUCCUCUUCCUCCCCCUUCCCUGCCGCCUCCGCCGGCGAGAAUCGCUGUCGCGCCCGUCGCCACGACCUAGGAGCCCUCCUUCACGGGCGGACCUCUUCCCGGAGCCACCGGAGGGCGGGGACGGGCGGCCAGUCUCGUCCAGAGCCGGUAUGCAGAGCCAGAUCGUGUGCCACCGUUGCCGGAGGGUGCUGGCCUACCCGUCAGGGGCGCCCAGCGUGUGCUGCGCCAUGUGCCGAGCCAUCACCGCCGUGCCACCCCCAGCGCCAGCAGUGGAAAUGGCUCAGCUUAUAUGUGGUGGUUGCCGAACUUUGCUGAUGUACACCCGUAAUGCAGACACUGUGAGAUGCUCAUGUUGCAGUACUGUCAAUCUUGUCAGACCAGUCAAUAAUAUAGCCCACGUGAACUGUGGUCGGUGCCGGACAACUUUGAUGUAUCCACAUGGAGCACCUUCUGUCAAAUGUGCCAUCUGCGAUUAUAUCACAAAUACUGGAAUAAAUACCAUGUCACCAGCGCCAUGUCCAAGGCCUACAUCAAAUGAAUCUGCAUAUAAUGCCUCAUCAGCUUCUGUUCCCACACCUCAACCCCAGAAUGUAACCGUCGUUGUUGAGAACCCUAUGACAGUUGACGAAAAGGGUAAACUGGUCAGCAACGUCGUAGUUGGAAUUACACCUGGGAAAAAUUGAAGGGUUGUUUCUCACCUGAUGUAUACCUGUUUUGUGUUCUAUAUAAGAACCUGGAAAGACCCAUGUACUGGUAUUUCCAGCCUUUGGUGAUUGGUUGCUGCCUGACCUGGAAGAACAAAGACACAUGAAGUGUUUUUUUGGAAUUUCACCAAGGAAAGCAUGCAUGUCGAAAGCUGUAUUCUGGAUAUGUUGAUUCUUUUGUCUGUAUAUGAGUUCUGUCAGACUUCACUCUGGGCAUGACAAAAUGGUAUUAUACAUAUUUUGAAACUUUA
This is a messenger RNA of Aegilops tauschii subsp. strangulata, 1100 nucleotides long. RefSeq names its product protein LOL3. The record is from RefSeq and is a predicted model, not a curated record. Lineage: Eukaryota; Viridiplantae; Streptophyta; Magnoliopsida; Poales; Poaceae.